This is a messenger RNA of Tachysurus vachellii, 2835 nucleotides long. RefSeq lists its product as uncharacterized. Bases 322 to 1323 code for a protein of 333 amino acids. Gene Ontology annotation, cellular component: external side of plasma membrane. Gene Ontology annotation, biological process: negative regulation of T cell proliferation; cellular response to lipopolysaccharide; T cell costimulation. The transcript is spliced from 9 exons. NCBI's taxonomy places the organism in Eukaryota, Metazoa, Chordata, Actinopteri, Siluriformes, Bagridae. The record is from RefSeq and is a predicted model, not a curated record.
AACUUCACUCCCAAAUCCAGAAGGUCGUUGACAUUAAUCCAUCACUACAUAAUAACUGUAGGUUAUAAAUGCUUACGACACUGUUAACGGUGGUUUACAGCAGGAGCUCAUAAUCUUUAUACAAAUCAUACUGAAUCACAAGAAAUGUUUUUCCAUCUCUAAGUUUCUGAAUCACCUCCUGGGGCACGGUGGCUUAGUGGUUAGCACGUUCGCCUCACACCUCCAGGGCUGGGGGUUCGAUUGUGUGUGGAGUUUGCAUGUUCUUCCCGUGCUUCGGGGGUUUCCUCCGGGUACUCUGGUUUCCUCCCCCGGCCAAAAGACAUGCAUGAAAAUCUGCCAACACUCCACAAGAGUCUUCCAGACAUCAUGUCCCUCCUUUAUAUUUCCAUCUUAUGGGUCUGUGCCUGUGUGGACAGUGCAGAAUCUCUGGUUACUGUAUCAGCUCCAGUGGGUUCCACAGUCAUCCUGCCCUGUAAACUGACUGAAGAGUUCAAACCAACAUCACUUAUUAAGUGGAAGAUAAAUCAUUUCAUUGUGUUUGAGAGAAGCAGUAAUGGUACACAUUCAGGGUUAGGAUAUGAAGGACGUGUGGAUGUUCCUGUGGACGAGCUGCGUAAAGGAAACUGUUCCCUGGUGAUGAAGAACGUCAGUUUUACUGAUGACCAAAUCUACAAAUCCUUUACAAUGAACAUUAAUAACCCUGUGGAAAUGAAAGAAAUUAACAGUGUUAAUCUCUCAGUCUAUGGUCUUCAGAUAUCAGCUCCAGUGGGUUCCACAGUUGUCCUGCCGUGUGAUUGGAGUCAUCUGUCCAUCAAAACUCCUCACGUUCAGUGGUUUAUCGGUUCUGAGACUGUGUUUGAUCGAAAGGGUAAAGAGAUAAAUCAGAGUGAAAGAUAUGAGGGUCGUGUGGACGUUCCUGAGGAUGAGCUGCUUAAAGGAAACUGUUCCCUGGUGAUGAACAUCAGUGUUAAUGAUACAGGGAUCUACAGCAGCUCCAUGUUAAUUACAGACACACAGGAAUCUGUCUUGGUCCAGAAGGUUAAACUGUCAGUUGUUGAGGACAGUGUUAAUGAGGGAGGAUCUUUAUAUGAGGAUUCAGACUUACACCAGACUGGAGGGAUCAUUUGGAUUAUUUUAUAUGUUGGGAUCGUAAUCUUCAUCAUCUUUGUCAUCAUCUGUGUGUCUGUGUACUACAGAAGUGUGAAAGCUCGCAGACGUGCCGCCAACUCCACUGAACAGGAUGGAAACAGACAUCAUCACAGUGUUCAGAACAACACAACGUCCGACAGUGUGACGUACACAACAGUCGCCACACAACCAUAGAGUUAAUGACCAACACAAGAUGGUCUGCUCUGAUCUCAUCAUGGAUUUCAGAUCAUCUUAAACUUCAUCCCUGCACCACUGAGCUGAUGUUCAUCUCUGGAGCUUCAUCACCAUGUCAGGAUCUUCUGAUUUACUGCAGAACUCUCAGAUCACACAUCAUGGACCAUCAGUUACUCUUCUAUCUAACCUGACUUGGUCUUGGUCAUGUGAUGUUACACUAAAUAAUGAACUGUGAACAGCAGUAAUUUUUACACUUAUAUUUUUAUUUGUUGUUUUAUUUUGAUGUAGUUUGUUGUGUUUACAUUGCAGCAGUAAACACAGUAUGUACAAUGGCUGAAGUCAUGUGUAGGAACUUUAUAGCUGAGGAGGAAUCUGGGUUCAGUAAUAUAAAUUAAUAUAAUGUACUGCUACUGAAGUUUUAUUACAGGGGAGUUUCUUUUUACUAAAUCUUUACUUUUUUAAAAUCUAAUGAGAAAUAUUAGUAUGCAUGCAUGAGUGUGUGCAAGCAUGUGGGUACUCUAUGUGUGACUGUGUGUGUGUGUGUGUGUGCGCUGCAUAGGAGAUACUGUUUGUGCUAAUAGCUAGCAGAUGUAUAAGAUUAAGCCUUUAUUUUUGUCACAUCUACAUUACAGCACAGUGAAAUUAUUUCUUUAUAUAUUUUAUUUUGUCCCAUAACUUUGUUUGAGGUCAGCCAAUAUCAUGGCAUUUCCUAAACAAACUACUAAUAGAGGGAUGCCUCACUGCCACAGACUACUGAAUCAUUCUGGCACUUUAUUAUUAUUAUUAAAUUACCACUUUGGGGUGUUUUACAGGAGCAGGUUGUUACAUCCAAAGACAUACAUUUUGUCUUGUCCUGUAGUUGUUGUGUUGUCUCCUGCUCUCCUGUGGCUCCUCCCACUGUCUGCUCUCAGGUCACCUAAUUGCUUCCUCCCAGCUGCACCUUUUUACCAAUCGGAGGGAAAGGAGUUUAAAAGCAGAGCAGAAGGCUCAGUCAGAGAGACCUUUUUUCUCCGAGAGCAUGAUCUGUGUCCUGCCCUGUGCAGCGUAUUGAAUUCCAUGUUGGCUUGCUAUCCACUGUUAUAGUAAUCAGUGACUUUGGUGCUGAUUGUUCUUUUUGUUAUCUCGUGUAAUUUUGGGAACGGUAGGGAGGUGGGUGCCAUUUUAUUUUGUGGAUCCUUGUUUUCUCCUGUUUUUGUGUUAGCUAGGGAGUGAGUUCAGGUAUCUGUUAUUUAUUUUACUUUUGUGUUCUAGGUUAUGAAGAUUUCCACUCCCCAGGCAGUGAACUUUUUUGUUAUUUUGGCGUUGCCCCCUCCUGAGAUUUUGUUCCCUUCCUCAGUUGAACUUUCCUGAUUUACUUCCUGUUAUAUCCAGAUGCUUAAAUAAACCUUUUAAAUUUGAUACAGAAUGUUGUUGGUGUGGUGCUGUGGCAGGGUCUGGGUUAUGCUCUUUCCUCUUUUUAAUGUGUUAGGUCCUAAAACCCCUAGAUACGUGAGCUAAAGAAAUCCAGGACAA